Molecule: messenger RNA, 1425 nt
Organism: Urocitellus parryii (Arctic ground squirrel)
Lineage: Eukaryota; Metazoa; Chordata; Mammalia; Rodentia; Sciuridae
Gene: P2rx1
Product: purinergic receptor P2X 1
Biological process (GO): response to ATP; calcium ion transmembrane transport
Cellular component (GO): plasma membrane
Molecular function (GO): extracellularly ATP-gated monoatomic cation channel activity; purinergic nucleotide receptor activity; ATP binding
Source: RefSeq, a predicted model, not a curated record
UUGUUUUGAGCACCCAAGGAUUCUCCCUCUCACCCCAUGCAUCUCUCCAGCUGACCUCUGACUCCUGACCUCUGGCCUCACCUACCCUACUCUGCUCUCCCUAAGAGGGUGAGAAGCCCUCAGGAGCUCUGCCRCUGUAGACGUGGGUGUCCUGACAGCAAAGGUGUGCAGGGGGCUCAGUCCUGAACCCCAACCUGGCCCACCAUGGCACGGAGGCUGCAGGAUAAGCUGGCUGCCUUUUUCUUCGAGUAUGACACCCCCCGAAUGGUGCUGGUGCGCAACAAGAAGGUGGGCAUUGUCUUCCGGCUGAUCCAGCUUGUGGUUUUUAUCUACGUCGUUGGGUGGGUAUUUGUGUACGAGAAGGGCUACCAGACCUCAGGGGGCCUUAUCAGCAGUGUGUCUGUGAAGCUCAAAGGCCUGGCCGUGACUGAGCUCCAGAGCAAACUCCAGGUCUGGGACCAGGCCGACUACGUCUUUCCAGCACAGGGGGACAACUCCUUCGUGGUCAUGACCAAUUUCAUCAUGACCCCCCAGCAGGCUCAAAACUACUGCGCAGAGAACCCCGAAGGGGGCACGUGUAAGAACAAUAGUGGCUGUACCCCUGGGAAGGCAAAGAGGAAGGCCCAAGGCAUCCGCACGGGCAAGUGUGUGGCCUUCAACAGCACUGUGCAGACGUGUGAGAUCUUUGGCUGGUGCCCCGUGGAGGUGGAUGACAACAUCCCAAGCCCUGCCCUUCUCCGAGAGGCCGAGAACUUCACCCUCUUCAUCAAGAACAGCAUCAGCUUUCCACGCUUCCAGGUCAAGAGGAACAACCUAGUGGAGGAGGUCAAUGCCAGCUACAUGAAGACCUGCCUCUACGAUAAGAAGCUGCACCCUCUGUGCCCUUUAUUCAACCUCAGCUACAUAGUGCAGGAGUCCGGCCAGGAUUUCAGUAGCCUGGCUGUCAAGGGUGGGGUUGUCGGCAUCACCAUCGACUGGGACUGUGACCUGGACUGGCACAUACGACACUGCAAACCCAUCUAUGAGUUCCAUGGCCUAUACGGGGAGAAAAAACUGUCUGAAGGCUUCAACUUCAGGUUUGCCAGGCACUAUGUAGAGAAUGGGACCAACCGCCGUCACCUCUUCAAGGUGUUUGGGAUUCGCUUUGACAUCCUAGUAGAUGGCAAGGCCAGGAAGUUUGACAUCAUCCCUACAAUGACCACCAUUGGCUCUGGGAUUGGCAUCUUCGGGGUGGCCACCGUUCUCUGUGAUCUGUUGCUACUUCACAUCCUGCCCAAGAGGCACUACUACAAGCAGAAGAAGUUCAAGUAUGCUGAGGAUAUGGGGCCAAAGGCGGGCGAGCAUGACCCAGCAGCCACCAGCUCCACCUUGGGCCUGCAGGAGAACAUGAGGACCUCCUGACCCUGAGCCCUUGACUCCUGACUG